GAAGCCAAGCAGAACCCUGAAGUGCUAAGGCAGAGAGAGGAGAGACAGAAGAGAUAAGAGGCUGAAGAGGGUUAACAUCAGCCUCCAAGUUAGCUUCCAAUUCUUGGUGAAACUCCCAGAGGGAGACUGAUAAAUCAUGAAGUUACUUGCCAUCCUUUUCCUUUGUUCCAGGCUGCUAACAAGUUUCGCCCAAGAGGACCAACCACAAGAAGUUGACUGCAAUGAUGAGGAUGUAUUUAAGGCUGUGGAUGCAGCUCUGAAGAAAUACAAUGAUAGAAACAAAAGUGGCAACCAGUUUGUAUUGUACCGAAUAACCGAAGUCACCAAGACUGUGAAUGAGAAUAUAUUUUAUUCUGUCAAGUAUGAAAUCAAGGAGGGCGACUGUCCUGUCCAAAGUGGCAAAACCUGGCAAGACUGUGACUACAAAGAAGCUGAGCAAGCUGCCACAGGAGAAUGCACAGCAACCAUAGGGAAGAGACCGAAUAUGAAAUUCUCUGUGGCUACCCAGACCUGCAACAUUAUUCCAGCCGAGGGCCCUGUGGUGACCUCCAAGUAUGAAUGUUUUGGCUGCGUGCACCCCAUAUCGACUGCCAGCCCUGACUUGGACCCUGUUCUGAGACAUGCCAUUCAGCAUUUCAACAACCACACUAAUCAUUCCCACCUCUUUGCUCUUAAGGAAGUAAAAAGGGCACAGAGACAGGUGGUGUCUGGAUGGAACUAUGAAGUUACUUACUUAAUUCAGCAAACUAAUUGUUCCAAGGAGAAUUUUAAAUUCUUAAACCAAGACUGCAAGGCCCUUUCCAAUGGUGAUUCCGGUGAAUGUACAGAUUUUGCUUACAUGGAUCCUCAGCAAAGAAUUGCUUCCUUCUCACAGAAGUGUGAGGUUUUACCAGGGGAGGAUUUUGUACCACCACCUACCAGAACUUGCCCUGGCUGCCCCAAAGAGAUUCCUGUCGACAGCCCUGAUCUGAAGAAGGCUCUGACUCAUUCCAUUACAAAACUUAAUGCAGAGAGUAAUGCAACUUUCUAUUUCAAGAUUGACAUUGUGCACAAAGCAACAUCACAGAUGGUGGCUGGAACAAAAUAUUUUGUUGACUUCACGGCCAGGGAAACCACAUGUUCCAAGGAAAGUAAUAAAGAGUUGACUGAAAGUUGUGAGAUCAAUAAACUUGGAGAAAUUCUAAGAUGCACUGCUGAUGUUUAUGUGGUACCUUGGGAGAAAAAAAUUUACCCUACUGUCAAAUGUCAAUCAGUAGGAAAGACCUCAUUGCUGAAAAGACCUCCAGGUUUUUCACCUUUCCGAUCCGUACAAGUGGCGGAAACAAAAGAAGGAACAACUAAGCAACUAAGGCCCUGCGUGUACAAGGGCCGACCUCAGGAGGCAAGGGCAGAGCCAACAUCUGAGAGUGAGGUCUCUUGACCAGUGGGCAGAAUCUCCAUGCCUGGGACAAUAGCCCCAGCAACCUGUCAGCAGCCCUGAAUGGAAGGACAAGAAGAUGGGAUAGUGUCAAUAGAGAAGAAUGCCAUUUUAUCAUUCUGUUUCUGGGUGAAAUAAAGUUUGAUCUUAAUGUUCUCA
Messenger RNA from Myotis lucifugus (little brown bat), 1576 nucleotides. It is a transcript of the gene KNG1, whose product is annotated as kininogen 1. Gene Ontology annotation, molecular function: cysteine-type endopeptidase inhibitor activity. Gene Ontology annotation, biological process: positive regulation of cytosolic calcium ion concentration; negative regulation of blood coagulation; negative regulation of endopeptidase activity. Gene Ontology annotation, cellular component: blood microparticle; extracellular region. Bases 137 to 1420 code for a protein of 427 amino acids. Lineage: Eukaryota; Metazoa; Chordata; Mammalia; Chiroptera; Vespertilionidae. The transcript is spliced from 11 exons. The record is from RefSeq and is a predicted model, not a curated record.